Alnus glutinosa is the source of this 760-nucleotide messenger RNA. Its product is annotated as large ribosomal subunit protein eL24-like. Gene Ontology annotation, cellular component: cytosolic large ribosomal subunit. Gene Ontology annotation, molecular function: mRNA binding; structural constituent of ribosome. The record is from RefSeq and is a predicted model, not a curated record. The transcript has 5 exons. Gene Ontology annotation, biological process: cytoplasmic translation. The coding region runs from base 101 to 592 and encodes 163 amino acids. Lineage: Eukaryota; Viridiplantae; Streptophyta; Magnoliopsida; Fagales; Betulaceae.
GUUUUGAUUCCUCAGAAUACUUUAAAUUUGUGCUUGGUGCUAGGGUUUCUGCAAUUCACAGGGGUUUUACAAGCGGAGCGGCGCACCAUCCUCGGCCGCCAUGGUUCUCAAGACUGAGCUUUGCCGCUUCAGUGGUGCCAAGAUAUACCCCGGUAGGGGUAUCCGAUUUGUGCGGUCCGAUUCUCAGGUUUUCCUCUUUGCCAAUUCGAAAUGCAAGAGGUAUUUUCACAACCGCCUGAAGCCGUCGAAGCUCACAUGGACAGCCAUGUACAGGAAACAACAUAAGAAGGACAUUGCUGCCGAAGCUGCGAAGAAGAAGCGCCGCACCAACAAGAAGCCUUAUUCAAGGUCUAUUGUUGGUGCCACCUUGGAAGUCAUACAAAAGAAACGAGCUGAGAAGCCAGAAGUCAGAGAUGCUGCACGUGAAGCUGCUCUUCGGGAGAUUAAAGAGAGAAUCAAGAAGACCAAGGAUGAAAAGAAGGCGAAGAAAGCAGAGGUGACGUCCAAGACACAGAAGACACAAUCCAGGGGUAAUGUUCCCAAGGGUGCUGCACCGAAGGUCCCCAAGCUUGGUGCUGGAGGAAAACGUUGAUCUCCUUCGAUAUCUUCUACGCAUGAAAACUAUUAAAAGUUUUUUCUUUCUGGGUUUUAUGUAUGGAAAGCUUCUUUUGGUAUUUUUCCCAUGACAUUUAAUUGGAAGAUGGGCAGAUUUGUAUCACUUUUUAAGUUUAGCAUUCACAUAGCAUCAGUUGUUGACUUA